Messenger RNA from Cynocephalus volans (Philippine flying lemur), 2020 nucleotides. It is a transcript of the gene LYN, whose product is annotated as LYN proto-oncogene, Src family tyrosine kinase. Gene Ontology annotation, cellular component: extrinsic component of cytoplasmic side of plasma membrane. Gene Ontology annotation, molecular function: non-membrane spanning protein tyrosine kinase activity; ATP binding; signaling receptor binding. The record is from RefSeq and is a predicted model, not a curated record. NCBI's taxonomy places the organism in Eukaryota, Metazoa, Chordata, Mammalia, Dermoptera, Cynocephalidae. The coding region runs from base 1 to 1539 and encodes 512 amino acids. Gene Ontology annotation, biological process: platelet degranulation; negative regulation of mast cell proliferation; regulation of B cell apoptotic process. The transcript has 12 exons.
AUGGGAUGUAUAAAAUCAAAAAGGAAAGACAAUCUGAAUGACGAUGGAAUAGAUUUGAAGACUCAACCAGUACGUAAUACUGACCGAACUAUUUAUGUGAGAGAUCCAACGUCCAAUAAACAGCAAAGGCCAGUACCAGAAUCUCAGCUUUUACCAGGACAGAGAUUUCAAAGUAAAGAUCCGGAGGAGCAAGGAGACAUUGUGGUAGCCUUGUACCCCUACGAUGCCAUCCACACAGACGACCUGUCUUUCAAGAAAGGAGAGAAGAUGAAAAUCCUGGAGGAGCAUGGAGAAUGGUGGAAAGCUAAGUCCCUUUCAACAAGGAGAGAAGGUUUCAUCCCCAGCAACUACGUGGCCAAAGUCAACACCUUAGAAACGGAAGAGUGGUUCUUCAAGGAUAUAACAAGGAAAGACGCGGAAAGGCAACUGCUGGCACCGGGAAAUAAUGCUGGAGCUUUUCUUAUCAGAGAAAGUGAGACUUUAAAAGGAAGCUUCUCUCUGUCUGUCAGAGAUUAUGACCCUGUGCAUGGUGAUAUUAUUAAGCACUACAAAAUCAGAAGUCUGGACAAUGGGGGUUAUUACAUCUCUCCACGAAUCACUUUUCCCUCUAUCAGUGACAUGAUUAAGCAUUACCAAAAGCAGUCAGAUGGCCUGUGCAGAAGACUGGAGAGGGCAUGUAUUAGUCCCAAACCACAAAAGCCGUGGGAUAAAGAUGCCUGGGAGAUCCCCCGGGAGUCCAUUAAGUUGAUGAAAAGGCUCGGCGCUGGGCAGUUUGGGGAGGUCUGGAUGGGUUACUACAAUAACAGUACCAAGGUGGCUGUGAAAACCCUGAAACCAGGCACCAUGUCUGUGCAAGCUUUCCUGGAGGAAGCCAACCUCAUGAAGACCCUGCAGCACGACAAGCUCGUGAGACUGUACGCCGUGGUCACAAAGGAGGAGCCCAUCUACAUCAUCACGGAGUACAUGGCCAAGGGCAGUUUGCUGGAUUUCCUGAAGAGUGAUGAAGGUGGCAAAGUGCUGCUUCCAAAGCUCAUUGACUUUUCUGCUCAGAUUGCGGAGGGAAUGGCGUACAUAGAACGGAAGAACUACAUUCACCGGGACCUGCGAGCUGCGAAUGUUCUGGUCUCUGAGUCACUCAUAUGCAAAAUUGCAGAUUUUGGCCUUGCUAGAGUAAUUGAGGAUAAUGAGUACACAGCAAGGGAAGGUGCUAAGUUUCCCAUUAAGUGGACAGCUCCGGAAGCAAUCAACUUCGGAUGCUUCACUAUUAAGUCUGAUGUAUGGUCUUUUGGAAUUCUCCUGUAUGAAAUCGUCACCUAUGGGAAAAUUCCCUACCCAGGGAGAACGAAUGCAGAUGUGAUGACUGCCCUGUCCCAGGGCUACCGCAUGCCCCGCGUGGAGAACUGCCCGGACGAGCUCUAUGACAUCAUGAAGAUGUGCUGGAAAGAAAAGGCGGAAGAGAGGCCAACCUUCGAUUACUUACAGAGUGUGCUGGAUGACUUUUACACGGCCACAGAAGGGCAGUACCAGCAGCAGCCGUAGAGAGCAGGGAGACUCGGCCAUUUGGCAGGGAUGGCGCCCCAUUUAAAGAGAGAAAGUCGCAGCCACUGGUUGCACUAGUUAUUUCAUGCUCUGGGAUCAUCUGCCAUGCCUGGUUCCUGAAAGUGGAGGCUACAUUACUCAGGAAGAACACUCUGUGCUUGGGAAACUGUUCUGUUCUCUUAGACUGAAGCCCAUGGGGUUGCUGCUUGGGCUGCCCACAGCUGGCAGUCUUGCUUUGCUUGACCAACAUCUGAGUACAGCCUCCUGAGAAGGAAACACCUGCUCUCUCCAAAAAUGCAUCCAUGCUAGCCCUGUGUUCACAACUGGAGGUGUGACUCAACGGUUCAGAGACCAUUGCAGUGAAUCCCCAGUAGUAGCAGAACUAAACUAAUUUACUGAGCUAAAAUAACCAGAUGCAUAGUGUGACACUUCCUUGUAUUUUUUCUGUGCUUUGGCUUACUCGUUAGAAAAAAAUUACUAA